UUUAUAAAUAAACAGACGACGAGCUUUCAUGUGGGUCUUUGGCUUUGGAGCAGACAACUUUUGAUGGUUGGUCGUUGUUUUUCGUCCUUCAAGCAAUUAAAGUAUCAAAUAUUUCCUUGUUCAUUUUAUAAGUUCUAUAUUAUCUGCCUAUAAAAAAAUGUUGCAACGUGUCCAAAGCUUUUAUAUUAAUAAAUCCUGAUCAAGAUCUCAACGAUAUCGUUGAUAAUUACGCAGUUCUCGAUUAUGAUUGGAUUCUAACCUACAAACUUGAGAAAAAUGUGCAGCAAAAGCGGCGGCACGAGGAUAGAAUUUUGCAAAUUUUGUUGAAAGAGUUUUCGGACUCGAAGGAGUUUUUUGAAAAUAGGAUGGUCCUACGAAUUAGCUCCUUCCAUUUGCUCAAAAAGUGUUGUAAUAUAAGUAGCAGGUAUGGUGGACGUACUCCACAGGAAAAUUGCCUUCGAUUUUACGUUGCGUUACCACGGCUCACACCUCAGGAGGUCUCUGAUAUUCUACAAGGCAACGAAUUCAGCAAGGAAUUCAAUGAACUAUCUGCUGUAAAGAGUUACGAAUCGAAUCAGUUGGCAUCAAAUAAUCCACUUGAAGAUACGAAAUCUGAAGCAAAAUGUUUGUCAUCUAAGGGAAUUCUGUUUGGAAUCUUCGAUGGCCACGGAGGGGCGGCGUGUGCUCAAGUCGUAUCAAAACGACUUUUUCACUACAUUUCCGCUUGCUUGCUUCCCCAGGAUCUUUUAAAACAGUACUUAGAUUCAGUGAACACAGAUAAUAAUCUAGAGUUGCUAGAAACCUUCGACAGACAGGUGGAAUUCGUCGCAGAGAUCAGGGAUCUCUAUCGGUCGAGUUUUUUAACUUUUGUGAGGGAAUUAUCUCAGUCGGAUCCUAGCGAUGAGAUUCAAGUCGAAAAGGCACUCGAAAAAGCAUUUCUCAGGUUGGAUAGCGACUUUUCUAACGAAGCUCUUUUCGAUUUGAGCAGGAAAGAUGCUGCGAAAACUUUGGCUGUGGCAAUGUCUGGUGCUGUUGCUGUGGUUGCUCACUUUUGUGGCCCACAUCUACAUGUGGCUGGUUGUGGAGACUGUCAAGCUGUUCUCGGGGUUCUUUCCGAAGACGACACAUGGUCCGCAAAAACAAUGACCGUCGAGCACAAUAUCGACAAUCGAGUUGAAGUCGCACGAAUUCUCUCUGAACAUCCCGAGAGCGAAAGAACCACCGUCAUAAGAAUGGAACGUCUCCUGGGCCAACUAGCUCCUCUCCGAGCUCUCGGAGAUUUUAGAUAUAAGUGGAGCAAAGAGACCUUGGAGAAACAAGUCGUGCCGUUUCUCGGCGAAAGUGCUAUACCUCCAAACUACCAUACUCCUCCCUACCUGACUGCAAAACCGGAAAUAAAAUACCACAGACUGAGGCCAACCGACAAAUUUUUGAUCCUCGGUAGUGACGGGCUCUGGGAUAUGAUAACGCCACUCCAGGCUGUAAAACUAGUCGGGGAACACAUGAGAGGAAAGGUCACUCUGAGUCCUCUGAAGUUACCUCGAAAAAAUAUGAAGUUGUCAGAGGUUAAUAAAAUGCUUCUACAGCGAAAAGAGGGUCUGAAGAAAACACCGCAGGAUAGUAACGCUGCAACGCAUCUGUUAAGAAACGCCCUGGGUGGUACAGAAUUUGGAAUCGACCAUGGGAAGCUUUCUCAAUACUUGACACUUCCUAGUGAAGUCGUUCGAGUUUUUCGAGACGAUAUCACUAUCACGGUUGUGUAUCUAGACUCAGAUUUUGUAAGACAGUGUCCUCAGUGACCACAUAACUUUGUGAUACCCAGAUAUUAUAUACCGACUUAUAUACCAGAUACCUCAGGUCGUGGCCAUUUGUAAAUCGUCCAAGCCGGAAGCUGUAUAGCUACGAUGUUAUUUAUUUACUUAACAAAAAGAAUUUACAUUGCGAACAUGUGUUACGGUUGUUUGUAAAACUCAAAUGUAAAUCGUGUAAUAUAAGAGCUUUUUAAUUAA
Molecule: messenger RNA, 2009 nt
Organism: Belonocnema kinseyi
Lineage: Eukaryota; Metazoa; Arthropoda; Insecta; Hymenoptera; Cynipidae
Gene: Pdp
Product: pyruvate dehydrogenase [acetyl-transferring]-phosphatase 1, mitochondrial
Exons: 4
Coding region: 366-1799 (477 amino acids)
Biological process (GO): protein dephosphorylation
Molecular function (GO): cation binding; protein serine/threonine phosphatase activity
Source: RefSeq, a predicted model, not a curated record